AUGUCUGACUUAAACGUACUCCAGAAGAAUUUUGUCAUCCCCGUGGAGAGAACAGACUUGACACUAUUUGAUGAUAAUUUCUUUAACUUGAAGGAACGAUUUACGGCAGAAAUGAAAAGAAUGGAGCAGGAGGUCACUAGGUUUUCUGACAACCUCAUGUGCCUCUACGGGCACACGACCAGCGCCCACUCUGCCGUGUCUUCAGCCCAGCGAGACCGGACCAACUCAGCACCGGCCACUUUGGAGAACAUCAACAACUCGCCUCUCAUCGAGGGGGAGGGAGAAGCCAAGACUCUGAAGCUGCAGUUUGACCUGAGCCAGUUUGAUCCGUCAGAGGUAAAAGUAAAAAUUGUCGAAGACUUUCUAAUUGUAUCAGCGACGCAUGAAGAGAAGUCUGACAAUUCCACCAUAUACAGGGAGUACCACAAGGAGUUCCUCAUGCCGAAGGGAGUGAACCCUCAGGAUGUUAUCAGCUCUUUGUCCAAAGACGGUGUGUUGACGGUUCAGACGCCACUCCCGAAAGAGGCUUUGACGCUCGUUAAUACUCGUAAUCCGUCAAAAUAG
This is a messenger RNA of Amyelois transitella, 564 nucleotides long. RefSeq names its product heat shock protein beta-1-like. Gene Ontology annotation, molecular function: protein folding chaperone. The record is from RefSeq and is a predicted model, not a curated record. Gene Ontology annotation, biological process: protein refolding; response to heat. The transcript has 3 exons. NCBI's taxonomy places the organism in Eukaryota, Metazoa, Arthropoda, Insecta, Lepidoptera, Pyralidae. The coding region runs from base 1 to 564 and encodes 187 amino acids.